AUGGAAAAUCCGAAUCCAGAUGGAUCUGUUUCGAGGCGUGUUUCACUGAGAAAGAGAGUUAAUUUCCGAAGUUACAAUGAGGGUAUGAUCGAUGAUGAGCUUUUUGACAAGUUGGAUAGUAGUUUGAAGAAGAAGAAGGGACCCAAAUAUGAUGUGAAUAAAGAGACUGACACCGAGGCUAUGAUUGCCUUCUCGCUUGGCUUCCCGAUUGAUGCUUUGCUUGAGCAUGAGAUUCAAUCUGGGGUUGUUAAAGAAUUGGGUGGGAAAGAGCAGAAUGAUUAUAUUGUUAUUAGGAAUCAUAUAUUGGCUCUUUGGAGGGACAAUGUUCGGAUUUGGUUGACAAAGGGACAGAUUAGAGAAAUCGUCACUAAUGAGUUUGAACCUUUGCUUAACUCUGCAUAUGACUAUCUUUUAUACAAUGGGCAUAUAAAUUUUGGGGUUUCGCCGUUGUUUAUUUCCCAGUUUCCUGAGCCAAAGGAAGGGACUGUUAUUGUUAUUGGUGCUGGUCUUGCUGGGUUGGCUGCGGCGAGGCAGCUAUUGUCGUUUGGUUAUAAGGUUAUGGUUUUGGAAGGUAGGAACCGUCCGGGGGGCAGGGUUUAUACUCAGAAGAUGGGGAAAGAGGGUAAGUUUGCGGCCGUGGAUCUUGGUGGGAGUGUUAUUACUGGAAUUCAUGCUAAUCCUUUAGCGGUUCUAGCACGACAACUUUCUCUUCCGCUUCAUAAAGUUAGAGUUGAUUGUCCUUUAUACAAGCCAAAUGGGGAUCCAGUUGAUAAGGAAUUAGAUAAAAAUGUUGAAUUUGCAUUUAAUAGGUUGCUUGACAAAGUUAUGGAGCUGAGGAAAAUUAUGGGUGGGUUUGCAAGUGAUACUUCACUUGGUUCAGUCUUGGAGACACUCAAGGCUUUAUAUGCUGUGGCUCAAAGUACUGAUGAGAAGCAAUUGUUGAAUUGGCAUCUUGCGAAUUUAGAAUAUGCAAAUGCUGGAUGUCUUUCAAAUCUUUCGGCUGCCCAUUGGGAUCAGGACGAUCCUUAUGAAAUGGGCGGUGAUCAUUGUUUUCUUGCUGGAGGCAAUUGGAGAUUGAUAAAAGCUAUGUGCGAAGGGGUUCCUAUUUUUUAUGGGAAGACUGCCAACACUAUCAGAUAUGGGAAUGAGGGUGUUGAGAUUAUUGUUGGAGAUCAAGUUUUUCAAGCCGAUUAUGUCUUAUGCACUGUGCCUCUCGGAGUUCUGAAAAAGAAGGCUAUUAAUUUUGAACCUGAAUUACCUGCAAGAAAGCUGGAAUCAAUUGAGAGGAUGGGUUUCGGGCUACUGAACAAAGUUGCUAUGGUUUUUCCACAUGUGUUUUGGGGAGAAGAAUCAGACACAUUUGGAUGUCUCAACGAAAAUAGUCAUGAUCGUGGGGAGUUCUUUUUAUUUUACAGUUACCACACUGUUUCUGGGGGUUCAACACUUAUUGCACUGGUGGCUGGUGAAGCUGCACAAAACUUUGAAGCCACAGAUCCAUCCAUCUUGCUUCAUCGGGUUUUGACCACUCUAAAAGGUAUUUUUAAUGCUAAAGGCAUCACUGUGCCUGAUCCAAUUCAAUCAAUUUGUACGAGAUGGGGAAGCGAUCCCCUUUCUUAUGGCUCAUACUCUCAUGUUAGUGUGCAUUCAUCUGGUAAGGAUUAUGAUAUACUUGCAGAAAAUGUGGGGAACAGACUAUUCUUUGCAGGCGAGGCCACUAGUAGGCAGUUUCCAGCCACUAUGCAUGGCGCUUUCUUGAGUGGCUUAAGAGAAGCUUCAUGCAUUUACCAGUUAACCCAUAAUGAGCAAGUUAAUCCUAAGAAAUCCCUGCCUAAGAAUGGAGGAGCAGUAAACAUGAUCCUGGUUAAUUUAUUCAAGAAGCCUGAUUUGGAAUCCGGGAAUUUUGCUUUCAUAUAUGAUUCUUCAUCAGAAGAUCUGCAGUCAAAGGCGAUUAUGCAGAUCACUUUUGGUUGUACUGAAGAAAUUUACCAGGAGAUAUUAAACUGCUAUCCAAAUCCCACAAAGUUUCCAUUGCAGCUUUACACCAUUAUGUCCCGUGAACAGGUGCAACAGAUGCAGCAAAUUCCUGGAGAUGGUGAAAAGAUGUUGUCAUUUUUGACAAAGAACCUCGGGUUGAAUUUUAUGGGUAUAAAUACUUUACUUAAUGCUGGCAACUCGAUUAUCACUAGUAUCGCUGCCUCAAGAAAAAGCAAGAGGAACCGCAAACGUACAUAG
Messenger RNA from Lathyrus sativus (Indian pea), 2232 nucleotides. NCBI's taxonomy places the organism in Eukaryota, Viridiplantae, Streptophyta, Magnoliopsida, Fabales, Fabaceae. The record is from the annotation of a GenBank genome assembly.